Lactuca virosa is the source of this 489-nucleotide messenger RNA. The record is from the annotation of a GenBank genome assembly. NCBI's taxonomy places the organism in Eukaryota, Viridiplantae, Streptophyta, Magnoliopsida, Asterales, Asteraceae.
AUGAGAAAUUUUGUGAUCGAUGCUUCUAAAGGAAAUCUUGUUAAAUACAUAUCAUCACCAGAGGUGGAAUUUCUGAAAAGUAUCAUGACAACAUUCAAAUCAACCACCACAAAACUAAUUUUCAGAUUUCUAGAAGUGAACAAGACUGAGCCCUCAACCAAUCAAACAUAUGGUUCACUUUUAAAAAAUCUGACAUUUAUCAAGACAUUUGCUUCUGGUGUUUUAGUUCCUAAAUCAUACAUAUGGCCUGUGGAUAAUGACUUCUAUUUACAACCAUCUACCUCAUUGGUCUUGGAUGCCCACAAAGAGGGUUUACAAGUAUUUGGUUCAGAUUUCAUGAAUGAUGUGCAACUUGCGUAUAAUUACAGUUAUGACCCUGCAGAAGAGUAUCUGUAUUUUAUGGAUAAUGGCAGAUUCUGUGUGGAUGGUGUGCUUUCCGACAAUCCAGUGACUCCAUCAGCAGCUUUUAGUAAGUUUUCAACCCUUUAA